Messenger RNA from Neodiprion fabricii, 2666 nucleotides. RefSeq lists its product as uncharacterized. NCBI's taxonomy places the organism in Eukaryota, Metazoa, Arthropoda, Insecta, Hymenoptera, Diprionidae. Bases 369 to 1712 code for a protein of 447 amino acids. The transcript has 10 exons. The record is from RefSeq and is a predicted model, not a curated record.
UCGGUGCCAUUCAGUUUAUCGCCGUCCCUCGUCAAGCCUCGUGCAAGAGCCUCGCCUGCGCUCCGAGCCAAGAGCCACGCGCCUUUUUCGCGGCAAAUCAGUCGGUCUGUAAAUAAAUCGGAUGCGGAUCGAGGCUGCGGACACGGAAGGCAUCGAAGAAACGGCGCGGUUAAUUAAUUUCCCAAUAAAAAUGAGGAGGAACAGCGAGUCGACAACCGCGAAGAAAAUGUGACCCGUGUUUUUUUUCAAACUGUUUGCCUUACUGCGAGCUGCAUCGUUUCACCGCGACUAUUUAUUACUGUUAUUGUUCAACGUGCCGCAGAAGUGCGCAUAACGCGGAAAGGUUCUCCCUCUAUCACGUUCGCGCAAUGUCAGUGAAAAGGACAGAGUUUCACGGUGCAAGCAUCGGGAUGACAGCCGUUUGGUGGCUCGUCGCGAUGCUCGCUGUCGGUGCAGAGGUCAGUGGUCAGCUGGUUGAUACGGAGUUUCAGCCGACGGUGACGGCGACAUGCAAGGACGGCUACAUGACGAUCCGGAUGAACGUCAACCAGAGUUUCAUCGGGGCGUUGCACGCCAAGGACCACCGGACACCCCAAUGCAUGGUCCUCGGCAACGGGACCAACCACGUCACCCUGGGAAUCAAUCUUCUUGCACCUCCAGGUGCUCCCGAUUAUUGCGGGGUCCUCGUCAACAACAAAACCGAAGAAGAGAGAUCGGUGCCAAUUGCCGUCCGGAUUCAUAAAACGCUUGAACUCGCCAACGACAAGUUCUACGUCAUUACCUGCGGCAAAGCGGGUUUUAAGAACGCAAAGAAUGAAACUUCCCUGGUUUCUCUCCGGAUCCUUGACAGAGGACACCGUGUGCAGGAGACGAUCUAUAGUCACAACUACACGCUGAGAGCAGAGAUAUCACGACCAGACGGAAUGUACGGUAUCCGGGUCAAGUCGUGUUUCGCAUUCAACAAACGUAACAGCAGCGUGCCUCUGAUCGACGAAAAGGGAUGCCCAGUGAACGGUCAAGUCAUGACGAAAUUCGUCUACGAUCCCAGCACGGGAUUCGCCGACGCCACUCUUUUCUCCAUGUUCCGGUUCCUCGACAGUCCGCAGGUUCACUUUCAGUGCAGUAUAUCCGUCUGCAAGGGUAGUUGCGGAAUUCCGGUCUGCGAUGGAGAUCCACCGGACUCUGUCAAGGGUGGCCUACAGCCCAAUGCUGGACAAAGUGUCGCCGGUGAAGAGGGCGUCCUUCUCGCCGGAACCAGCGUCUUUGUCCUGGACCCUGGAGUUUCGCCUAUCGUCCAGUCCGUGUGCGAUGACGGAUCUGUUCAUCCUUCCUGGCUCUUGUGGUUGGCCAUCGCUUUGGGUGUCCUUUUCCUCAUAAUGCUUAUCAUGAACAUCUUUCUUUGCUCUGCGAUGUCCUGCAGUUGCGCUCGAACCGAGAUAAUUGAAAAGGAACCAUCCAUAAUCGAGGAUUACGACCCUUACCGAAGCUGGCAUGGAUCGCAAUACGGCUCAAGGUAUUCUCUGAACGGAAAACCGGGCUACACGUCUGGAGGUUCAACGAUGAAUUCGACCAGAUCGAUAUCUACGAACAGCGAUCACUACGCGAUCGUCCAUUCUCGGCCGGGAAGCAGAUAUUCUGGACCCGGUCACAAGCACCACCACCAUCAUCGAGGUCCACCGUCGAACAUCGGCUCCCAUUACUCGGCAAAGUGAUCACAGCAGGCCUUCUACUUUGCAAGAGAAACGCCAAAUGCUGCCAAUCAUGAAAAGAGAGGGAAAAACAAGUUCACCUAUCUGCAUUCUACAUUGAAGUGUCCGGAAUAGGUGCAACUCCUGUCAAAAAAAAUUACUAACAAAACCUCCGAAAUCACAUUCUAAGUGCAUUAAUCGUACUACCCGUAUCAAGAUUUCAGACUGCAGCUAAUUAAAUAAUAGUCAGAAUGACAGAAAAUUAUACAGGAUCCAAAAAUUAUCCUAAAAUUGCUUAUUAUAUAUUAUACAUACAUAUUAAGUAUAUACGUACUGGAAAAAAUGUAACACGUGGCCAUUUGAAAAUGAAGUAAACGUUAUCAAAUACCUUCUCUAAUUUCAAAUUUAGAAAAGUAGGUUACUGUAAGCAAUUAUACAUACAUGAAUAACUUUAAUCAUAAGCUUAGAAACGAUAAAAUAUAGAACUUCUUGUAUAUAAUUUCAUUAAUAAUUUAGAUAGCUUACGGCUGUUAAAUUUAUUUACGGUAUAAAAUACCUUCGUGUUCUUUUUUAGGUAUACAUAUAUAUCGACAUCGUUCGCUUCUUUGAUCCAUGCAGGCAAUAUAUUGCUAUAGUAAUUAUCCUAAGGCCGAGUAAUCGAUAAUCAUAGCUAUUAAAUGCGCGCCUUGUACGUUAGAAUCAAAAUUAUAAUAUACGUAACAUUUCCAGCGCAUAUAGUAUAUUCAUUUUCAGUGAAAUAACUAAUUAUCAUAUACUAUCACAUGGUGAGAUUAGGAUCGGUGCUAAUAUGUCUAAGUCAAAUAAUUGUCUUCCAUUCUGAUACACAAUGACUCACGUCUCGACGGCGGAAGAUACUUCAGAAUUAACGUAUAUAUGUACGAAGAAAACUGGAACAUUCCGAAGAAAAUUGUAAUGUUUGUAAAAUGCCUACAAAUAAUAUAUUCCGAUCUAUGUCUA